AUGAAGGGCAUUUUUUGUGUGUUCAGGCAGCUUUACAACGAUCGUCAGCAAAGGCUAAUGGAGUUGCAGUGUGUGCCGGAUUUGGAUGAGCAAAUGAAACAGAUCGAUAUCAAUAUUGUCAAUGAACUUGAUAAGAUUGUGGCUCAACAACAGAAUACGUUAUGCCGUGCCGGAGUUCCUGGCUUUCGAAUUACAACGUAUCCUCGAGAAAUCGAACUGCAGAUGGCUAUUAUUAGCUUUAUAUUGACAGUUCGAUCUCGUUUUCCUUGA
Gongylonema pulchrum is the source of this 270-nucleotide messenger RNA. NCBI's taxonomy places the organism in Eukaryota, Metazoa, Nematoda, Chromadorea, Rhabditida, Gongylonematidae. The record is from the annotation of a GenBank genome assembly.